CACUUGUUGACCCUUCCAUUCUAACCUUCUAACUCGACGUUCUGUAGCCACGUGCAUAUUUAUUAUAUUAAAACGUGAAUAAAUCUUAAGACAAACUUGAUUUACAAAAAUGGGGAAAGGACGAAGACACAAACCCAAAAAAAACUUUGCUGAGAAACGUCGGGAGAAGCAAAAGAAUAAAGACGAAUGGGAUAAAAGACCUCAGCGUUGUUAUGCUGACAUCAUAAGAGAAAACAAGGAUUUUGAAAAUUAUUACAAAACUCAAAAUAUUGUGCCAGAAGAACAAUGGGAAAAAUUCAUCAAUACUAUGAGAGAAAAUCUUCCUGUUGCUUUUCGUAUAACUGGCUCAAAAGCUGAAACUAAAGCACUUUUGGAUAUAAUAAAAGGAGAUUUUUUCGAAGAGAUUUUAAAUACAAAACUUGAUAAUGACCAAGAUUCCACUGGUACAGUAGAAAUAAUGAAGCCUAGGUGUCUGCCCUUCUACCCAGAUUCACUGGCUUGGCAAUUGCAACUUACUCGAAAAGACAUACGUCGAUCAGAGGCUUAUACCCGACUCCACAAUUUUCUAAUCGCCGAAACAGAUAGCGGAAGUAUCAGCAGACAGGAAGUUGUCAGUAUGAUUCCACCUUUGGUUCUUGAUGUCAAACCGUGGCACAAGGUAUUGGAUAUGUGCGCAGCACCUGGCUCAAAGACAGCUCAACUCAUUGAAGCCAUUCAUGCCGAUGAGAAAAUUGCACAUCCAAAAGGUUUUGUAAUAGCUAAUGAUCUUGACAAUAAUCGCUGCUACAUGUUGGUACAUCAGGCAAAGAGACUCAAUAGUCCAAAUAUUUUGAUCACUAAUCACGAUUCAUCGAUAAUGCCAAACUUCAAUUUUACCAAACCCGAUGGCACAAAAGGUUUAUUGAAAUUCGAUAGAAUUUUAGCCGAUGUGCCAUGUAGCGGAGACGGCACUAUGCGAAAGAAUCCCGACAUUUGGUGUAAGUGGAGUCCGGCAAAUGGAAAUAAUCUGCACGGAAUUCAGUAUAGGAUAGCAAGAAGAGGUUUAGAAAUGCUGGAAAUUGGCGGAAAAAUGGUGUAUUCGACGUGUUCUCUAAAUCCAAUCGAGAAUGAAGCAGUGUUGCACAGGCUUCUAUGCGAGACGGGUGAUUCAGUACAACUGGUAGACGGUAGAGACUACGUACCUGGUUUGAAUUGCGACCCGGGUGUAACGACGUGGAUGCCCGGUUCAAAAAAUUUGAAUUAUUACAAAACAUGGGAAGAAGUUCCAGAGCAAUGGCAAACUCAAAUACGUCCAAGAAUGUUUCCUCCCAAACCGGAGGACGCUCACAAGUACAAUCUUGAAAAAUGUUUAAGGAUAUUGCCACAUCAUCAAGACACAGGCGGUUUUUUCGUUGCAGUAUUGGAAAAAUUAAAGACUCUCCCUUGGGAAAAUGACACAACUUCGACUAGCCGGAGUGACGAGCAAAUUAAUAACGAUGAUAAGGAAGAGGUAUUGAGUCUCGAGGACGAAACCGUUAAGGUAGAAAACGAAAGAGCUGAUAACAAAAAACGAGGACCAGAAGAAGUGAAAAGUCCGUGGGGACCACAAAGAAAACGCAAACGAGUUGUCGGCUAUAGGGAAGAUCCGUUUGUAUUUUUUAAAGAUGAGACGGAAGAUGUCUGGUCAUCGAUAAAAGAAUUCUAUCAUAUCUCUGAUGAAUUGGAUCCUCGGUGUUUGCUAGUGAGAUGUCACGAGGGCAAGAAAAAAAACAUUUAUUUCACUUCGCCGGUGAUUCGUGACAUUGUUUUAUCGAACGAGGAUAGAGUUAAAAUGAUCAAUACAGGAGUAAAAACUUUCGUACGCUGCGACAACAAGAAUAUGAAAUGCGCUUUCAGGCUCGCACAAGAGGGUAUGAAAAGCAUAUUCUCUUACAUCGGUGAGAAUCGAAAGGUCCCGAUAAACAAGGAUGAUCUGAUAAUGCUUUUGCAAAAUGACAAUCCUCAUACACCACCGGAAAUUGAAAAAUUGAGCAAGUCGACACAGGAACGUCUCAAAGAUUUCCCGACCGGUAGUUGUAUUCUCUUGUAUACGGACGAGAAAGCUGACGAUUCUGAUUCUUUAAAAUUGGAUAUGGUUGGAUGGCGUGGCACGAUGUCACUCAGAGCAUAUGUUCCUACUCACGAUGCAAUUCAUUAUUUACGUUUACUCGGAGCCGACUGUUCCAAAUUUGAGAAAAACAAGUUCAAAGAAAACCGUGAUGCAAUAGCACAAAAGAGUGAAUCUGUAAAUGGAGAUGUUCCGGAGGAAACCGUCCUUAAGGAGAACAAAUCGGAAGACGAUAACGAGAAAGCGGAAUCGAUGGAAAUUGCUUCAGCCGGUGAAACAACUUAAAUCCAACAUAUUAUACAUUUUUUUCUCAACAUGGCGAAUAUUUUACGUUUGAAUACAGACUAUAAAUCUACUCUAUAUACGUAUAGAAAUAAAAAUCGUGGCUACCUCGAUUGUUUAUGGA
This is a messenger RNA of Venturia canescens, 2492 nucleotides long. RefSeq names its product tRNA (cytosine(34)-C(5))-methyltransferase Nsun2 (gene Nsun2). The record is from RefSeq and is a predicted model, not a curated record. Gene Ontology annotation, molecular function: tRNA (cytidine-N5)-methyltransferase activity; tRNA binding. The coding region runs from base 110 to 2371 and encodes 753 amino acids. NCBI's taxonomy places the organism in Eukaryota, Metazoa, Arthropoda, Insecta, Hymenoptera, Ichneumonidae. Gene Ontology annotation, biological process: tRNA methylation. The transcript is spliced from 10 exons. Gene Ontology annotation, cellular component: cytoplasm; nucleus.